AUGGCCCAAUAUCAACCAAUCAUCACUACGCCAGAUGACUACAAAACAGCGCAUAAACGGCGUAUCAUCUACAUCCGUCCUUUCCUCCUCUUCUGGCUCAACUGUCUGUUCAUCGAAGUCAUCUUCCUUACCGUCGGUGUUUUCAUCAUGACCGGCACAUGCGACCUCUUCUACAAGGUUAUGUGGACGCUUGUGUUCUGCCCCCUAGGGAUGGGUGGAACCAUGGGCGGCCUUAUAAACUCCUUCAUUGUCGACCACUACUACGGAAAGAAGGCUGCUCAAUUCACUGGAAUCUUGACGUUGUUGGUUCUCAGUACAUGCAAUUACCUCUGCUACAGCCUGGACAGACACUUUGGAUGGUUCGGGGCCUCUGACCAUCCCAUGUGGUUCCACUGGCGGUAUCCAGCGCUCUGGGUGAUCGGUUAUGUGAAUGGGCUACUGUUGUUUACGGAUAAGGGGCAGGAGAGACUAGCUAGGAUGAAGCUAUAG
Aspergillus caelatus is the source of this 489-nucleotide messenger RNA. RefSeq lists its product as uncharacterized. NCBI's taxonomy places the organism in Eukaryota, Fungi, Ascomycota, Eurotiomycetes, Eurotiales, Aspergillaceae. The transcript has a single exon. Bases 1 to 489 code for a protein of 162 amino acids. The record is from RefSeq and is a predicted model, not a curated record.